AUGAAGUUGACAAAUCCAGGCGCAGUUCCAGUGUAUACUGUCGCGGGGCCCUCGACGGCCAGGCCACUGCCAGACUGGCUUGCCCGCCGCAGGAAAAGAUCAUUCAAGUACGAUCCUGAGAAUCUCAACAACUUUGAACUAUUGCAAGAGUUCGAAUUCGAGGAAGGCAAGAUCAAUUGCGUCCGAGUAAGCGAAGAUGGCAACUGGAUCAUGAGCUCAGGGACCUACAAGCCCCAGUUUCACGUUCACUCGACUCAAGAGCUCUCCCUGUCCUUCUCCCGCCACACCAAGUCAGAGAAUACAACGUUCCUCCUGCUCAGUCCAGACUACUCCAAGAGCGUGCAUCUGCAGACCGACCGAUCCCUAGAGUUCCAUACGCCGAUGGGAUGUCACUAUGAGGUCAGGCUUCCCAGGUUCGGCCGAGACUUGGCAUAUCUCCGCCAGAGCACUGAAGUGCUCGUCCCUGCCGUCGGGUUGAGUUCGGACGGGUCCGGAUAUGGCGAGGUCUUCCGGCUCGAUUUGGAAAGGGGCCAAUUUCUCCGCCCAUGGCAGGUUGAUGUGGGCGAAGACGAACCCCAGAGCGGCCUUCAGGGAAGCAUACACGUGGGCGCAGUUAACGUGGCGGCCGUGGCAGAGAAGACGCACGGUCUCUGUGCCUUUGGUACCUCGAUAGGCACCGUCGAGUUCUACGACCCGCGCAGCAAGGGACGGGUGGCGGUCUUGGGAGGACAGGAGGGCGAAGUCACCGCCCUGGACUACAGCGAGGAUGGGUUGUCUCUAGCUCUGGGGACGAGCACAGGCCAGAUCCGCGUGUUCGAUUUAAGAAAUCCACGUCCUCUCCUGAAGAAAGACCAGGGCAUGGGACUUCCGAUUAAGAACCUGAUUCAUCUAAAAACGCCCACGGAGGAGCGUAAGCUUCUUUCUGCUGACAAGAGGAUAAUCAAGAUCUGGGACGAGCAGAGUGGGGACCUCUGGACCUCGGUCGAACCCUUAGUUGACAUCAACUUCGUCACUCAUGUCCCGGACUCGGGCAUGAUCUUGACCGCAAACGAGGGCAAGCAAAUGCACAGCUUCUUCAUUCCGAACCUAGGACUUGCCCCGAGGUGGUGCCAUUUCCUGGACAACCUGGUUCACGAAAUGGAGAACGAGACCCACACAGAGACCUACGACAAUUACAAAUUCUUGACGAUGCCCGAGCUCAAAUCCCUCAGCUUGGACCAUCUUGUUGGGAAGACCAACCUGCUUCGACCAUAUAUGCACGGCUACUUUGUGGCUGCCAAGCUCUACGACCAGGCUCGUCUCAUUGCCAACCCAUACAUUUGGGAAGAGGAGAGGGCAAAGAGAAUCAAGGAGAAAGUCGAGAAGGAGCGCGCCAGCCGCAUCAGAGGAGUCAAGAAGGUCAAGGUCAACCAGAAGCUGGCGGACAAGAUACUGCAACGACAGGAUAAGAGAGGCAAGGUGGAUAUCGAAGCGGGUCUUCUGGGUGAUUCUCGUUUUGGUAAAUUGUUUGAGGAUGAAGAAUUUAAGGUGGACGAGACCAGCCGAGAGUUCCGGGCGUUGAACCCUAGCACUAAGGUGCCCGGGGCCGAAGGGACCCAAGAUCGGGACACCCACAUGGGGGGUGCUGAUUCCAGUGACGAUUCCAGUGGCUCGGAAGACCAAAGCGAGCAUGGGAAGCCCAGGGACGAAGUGGUCAUGCAAAUCUCUUCUUCGAAAGCACAGGGUGGCCAGCUCAGAGACACCGCACUUGGUUCCCGAACGCAGAAGAACACGCGGGCCACAAAGACUCGGACAGGCGACGUUGUUGGCGAACAGCAAAUAACGUUCGUACCAGAAUCUAAAAGGAAAAGCAAGCCCCCACCCGAGCCGACGAGCAAGCGCAAAGACGCGAGACGGAGCGCCAGCACAAACACCUUCCGACGGCUCUAGACGCCAAACCGCCUUGGAAACCCGCCCAAUUCUUAUAUACUAUACAUGCCAAAAGAGAACAGAACAUGCGAUAUCCAUUUCCAAAUAUACCCAUUGCUUCGUGAAAACGACCCACAUCCGCAAAAUGCACAUCAACAUCAGGAUCAUGCCCCAUUUCGACAUGCGUCUCUUGCCGAAGCCAUAGGCCUCGCCGCCGCCUCGCUUCCUCCUCCGAGUCUCAUUCCAAUCCGACCCACUCACUCACUUCCGGCUAAAGUUAGCAAGCUUCUUCUUCUUCCCCCCUUGUUUAUCCUGGCUGUUGUUAUGGUUCUUGUCGCCAACAACUCCCUUCUCGAGAUCGAGAGCCAGGUGCUCGGGUUUGAUUUUGGGCGUGGGUGGCACGUCGUCCAGCCGGACCCG
Molecule: messenger RNA, 2328 nt
Organism: Canariomyces notabilis
Lineage: Eukaryota; Fungi; Ascomycota; Sordariomycetes; Sordariales; Chaetomiaceae
Product: WD40 repeat-like protein
Exons: 4
Coding region: 1-1929 (642 amino acids)
Biological process (GO): maturation of SSU-rRNA from tricistronic rRNA transcript (SSU-rRNA, 5.8S rRNA, LSU-rRNA)
Cellular component (GO): 90S preribosome; small-subunit processome; nucleus
Molecular function (GO): protein binding
Source: RefSeq, a predicted model, not a curated record